Messenger RNA from Entrophospora sp. SA101, 212 nucleotides. Lineage: Eukaryota; Fungi; Glomeromycota; Glomeromycetes; Entrophosporales; Entrophosporaceae. The record is from the annotation of a GenBank genome assembly.
UUAGGAAAAAAAGUGGCAUCAUAAAAUUAAGAAAAGAAUUGUUACUUGUAAUUGGCGCAUUGGAUAAAGCGAGGGAAGUUAUGAGACGAAAAAAUACAUCAUUGAAAUUAAAUAAGGCAAAAGAUAAAAAUAAUAAUAAUAAUUAUAAUAAUAGUUUUGUUAAAAGUAAUAAUGCAAAAAAAUUUAAUCGUAGAACAAAGAAGACAAGAUAG